AUGUACAAAGAACAGGUUUGCGACUGGUUUAGAGAGCUUUCCAGCAACGUUCCACUGCAAAACCUUGGACGUCGUGUGCCUUUUUUCAAAGAUAAAGAAGAACUUUUACACGAGUUGCUUUCGAACAAAGUUCCUAUUACUCGAGCAUUAUGGUUUAUUAAUAUAAGCGUCAUCCAGUCAACGGCAGUUGCUGAAACUGCAAAGAAAAAGCCUAGAGCACCUCAGGAUCCUACUGCCGACUGGUCGUCUACGCUCUGUCGCCUGCUUUCGCGUUCAUUGGAGCCAAUUUAUGCACCCGUUAAGCAUAAUGAACUCAUAUCACUCUUUAAUGAUUGGGAUUAUCUCUUUUCGCUGCUUUUAGCUAUGUAUGAUUCGGACAUGGCAGACCACUGGGAAGUCAUACUUUGGCUAAUUAAAGCUGCAGAAAGUGUUAAUGAACAAAUUCGUGGACAAUCGUCACCCUCAACAGUUGCUUUAUCACCUUCAGAUCGUUCAGCACUUACUAGCAAAUGUGCUUCUGAUUUCCCCCUGAAGUUUAUUUUGCAUUACCUCAUUAAGUUUGGACGUCGGUUUACUGAGAGUGAAUUGCUAAUACGGAGACUACUUUACUGGUGUUGCACUACGUUUGCAGAUGUUGUAUUUGCAUGUACUGGAUCUAAAUAUGCUCCUUCUGUUGGUACAUUUCAAAGUAUUUUAAAUGAGUAUAAGGAUUUAUACACGUGCCCUCUACAUCAAAAUAUUUCCAUGUCACUGAGUAGUUUAAUUGUCUUCAUUGUAUUAAGCUGUCCGUCAGCUGCAGUGUGGAAUCCAAUACCUUUUGAUACUGAUUACGCUUAUUUUAAAGGAUCACCUCUUGAUCAUAUUCCACACUCAUUAGUUGCACUUCCUCUACCACUUGGAGAGGAAUCAACAUCGAUACGCAAGUGUUUGUCCGAAGUUGAGGAGGACAUAAUAAGACGUAGUCAGCUCGUUGAAUCUGGUUGGCUGAUUGAACCAUGCUCAGGAAAUAACGGUGAAAACAUUGAACGUCUUGUUCGUCUACUUGACAUUUUAGAUCGUCAUGAAUAUCAUUUAGUUCGUGAACCGAAUCCAAUGGAAUCUUUAUAUAAUCGUAUAUUCAAUGAUGAUUCAAUUCAUGUGGAUACAGCCAUUAUUGUGAUAACUUUAUGCGAAUGGGCUGUAUCACCAUAUCGUAUUGGAAUCUAUCGAUCAAUUAUAGUUGCAUGUCUUUUGGAACAGUUAAAGAAUACAUUCUAUGGAGAUAACAGUAUUAACAGUAGUAAUAUCAUUAAUAAAGAUACAGUAUCACUAUCAACAGCGCCAGUGAAUACAGUCUCAACUACUGGGAGUAAUGUUAAUGGUGUUAUGACAACAAUGACAGCAGUUACUACUACUGCUACUACCACCACUACUACCACUGCUAAUACUACUAGCGUGAAAAAUACUACUAAUAUUAACAAUAUGAAUAUAAUGAGUAGUCAAGCCUAUCAGUCUUUACAAGAAACAUUAAUAAAAUUUCUAGAUAACUGUACUGCACACUUACCACCAUUCAAUGGAGAACAAUCGUUAAUUGAAAAUAAUUUAAUGCGUAAUCUAGUCUGUUUAUUCUCGGAAUUAAUUGAUCGUGAAGUAUUUGAUCAUGAUAAUUAUGUGAGAUAUUUUAUUGCCCGUGGUGUUUUUGAUACAAGUUUACAUCCGUUAGCUUUGAUAGAUAAUACUAUGCAAAACAAGAUGAAUACUAAUCCAUUGUCCAUCAAUAAUAAUAAUAAUACUAUUAACCAAUCUGUUAAUACACCAACAAAUAUAACACGUACUACUACCGGUAGUACCAAUAUGUCAACAGCAUCAAUUGCAUGUCAUUCGCAAACAACAGCUCAACAUUCUGUCAAAUCGGAAUUCUCUGAAGAUAUGGAUCGUUAUAGUAUGGAUAAUCCAGAUUCUGUACGUUCAGAAUCUGGUAUUAUGAAUUUAAUGUCAUUACAAUCAAAUAAUAAUCAACUAAUCAAUCAUCAGUCAUUUUCAUCAUCGUCAUCAUUAUCAAAUAAUCAAGGACUUACUAAUUCAAAUCGUCAUUUACAUUAUUUAGUACAAUUUCCUAUACCACAAGAUGAAAGUUAUGCACAUGAACAAAAUCAACGUUUUCAAUUAUUAUAUGGUUCUGUACGAUCAAGAGAUCGUGCAAGAUAUCCUAUUCGUAAAUUAAUACGAGAUAUUUGUAAAUUGUUUACUAAAAAAAUUUAUUUAAUUGAUGUAUUUCAUGGUGAACUUGGUAGACGUAAAAGAAGUAAAGAUAGAGAACGUGAAAAAGAUGUUAAUAAUAACAAUAAUACUGCUAAUAAUAAUAAUAACAUCAACUCUAAUAAUGUUGGAACAACACUUGGAUUAGGAUCAUUAGUUGGACAAUCAACAACUUCUGGAACAGGAACUUCUAAUAAUGGUAGUAAUGUUAUAGGGAAUGGACCUAGUCAUCGUAGUGUUAGUAAUAAUAAUAGUAAUGAUGAAACACGAUCAAUUGAUGAAGUUCAUGAGGAUAUAACAAAACGUUUUCUUAAUUUAUCAUUUUAUGAUAUGGAAUAUGUAUUAUCUCAAUGUACUCCAGUAUUUGUUAAAAUGUUAAGUGGUUCUAAUUUUCAUUCAACUGUUAAUGCAUCAAAUGAUGAUAAUAAUAAUAAUAAUAACUCAAAUAUUACAUCAAUCAAUACAAAUUCACCAUUAUCAUCAUCAUCCUCUUCAACGAAUACUCAAAAUACUACUACUACUACUACGUAG
This is a messenger RNA of Schistosoma mattheei, 2769 nucleotides long. NCBI's taxonomy places the organism in Eukaryota, Metazoa, Platyhelminthes, Trematoda, Strigeidida, Schistosomatidae. The record is from the annotation of a GenBank genome assembly.